AUGGCGUACAACGGCCACGGUCAAGGCCAGGGCCAAGGCCAAGGCCAUGAAUACGGGGGACACCCCAUGCAGGACCUCCCGUCGGGUAACAACUAUCACAUCACUCCUCAGGACCACGAUGAGGAUGCUCGAGGUUAUUUGCUAAAUGAGCCCCCCGCACACGGCUAUGACCACGACCGUCUCGGAGUUGGCACGCCUCCCGACCGACCAGUCUCUGCCUAUAGUCUUACUGAGUCGUAUGCCCCCAACGCAUCACAGCUCCCUCCAGCUGGCUCUGGUGGCUUUGGUGAUAAUGGCUUUGGCCAGUAUGGACAACCCCAAGGUUUCGGCGGCCCUUAUGACCGCCCUCUCUCCGCCGUGCACGAUGAGGAAGAGAGCUGGAUGCAGCGUCAGCAGCAGCCUGGCGGCGCCGGCCAAUCUGGUGGGCUGAAGCGAUACAACACGCGAAAAGUCAAGCUUGUCCAGGGCUCCGUCUUGAGUAUCGAUUACCCCGUACCCAGUGCCAUCAAGAACGCCGUUCAGCCUCGCUACCGCGACGUUGAAGGCGGCAAUGAAGAGUUUAUGAAGAUGCGGUACACGGCCGCCACCUGCGACCCCAACGACUUCACCCUCAAGAAUGGUUACGAUUUGCGACCUCGUAUGUAUAACAGACAUACUGAACUGCUCAUCGCCAUUACCUACUACAAUGAGGACAAAGUGUUGCUCUCUCGAACCCUGCACGGUGUUAUGCAGAAUAUCCGUGACAUUGUUAACCUCAAGAAGUCUACUUUCUGGAACAAGGGUGGACCAGCAUGGCAAAAGAUUGUUGUCUGCCUGGUCUUUGACGGUAUCGAGAAGGCAGACAAGAACACUCUCGACGUUCUUGCCACAGUUGGUGUGUAUCAAGACGGUGUUAUCAAGAAGGAUGUUGACGGCAAGGAGACCGUUGCCCAUAUCUUCGAAUACACCAGUCAGCUGUCUGUUACCCCAAGCCAGCAGCUGAUUCGACCAACUGGCGACAGCCCUCAGAACCUCCCCCCCGUGCAGUUUAUUUUCUGUCUCAAGCAGAAGAACAGCAAGAAGAUCAACUCCCAUAGAUGGCUGUUCAACGCGUUUGGCCGAAUCUUGAACCCCGAAGUCACUAUUCUUAUCGACGCCGGUACGAAGCCCAGCCCUCGAUCUCUCCUCGCCCUGUGGGAAGGCUUCUACAAUGAUAAGGAUCUCGGUGGUGCUUGUGGUGAGAUUCAUGCCAUGUUGGGUAAGGGGGGCAAGAAGCUCUUCAAUCCCCUUGUCGCAGUCCAGAACUUCGAGUACAAGAUUUCCAACAUCCUUGACAAGCCUUUGGAGAGUUCCUUCGGAUACGUCUCCGUGUUGCCUGGUGCCUUCUCUGCCUACCGAUUCCGAGCCAUCAUGGGUCGUCCGUUGGAGCAGUACUUCCACGGUGACCAUACGCUAUCCAAGAUUCUUGGCAAGAAAGGUAUUGAUGGAAUGAACAUCUUCAAGAAGAACAUGUUCUUGGCCGAAGAUCGUAUUCUUUGUUUCGAACUUGUCGCCAAAGCUGGUCAAAAGUGGCAUUUGACCUAUAUCAAGGCUGCCAAGGGUGAAACCGACGUGCCCGAGGGUGCUGCCGAGUUCAUCAGCCAGCGUCGACGUUGGCUCAACGGUUCCUUUGCUGCUUCUCUGUACUCACUUAUGCACUUCGGACGACUGUAUAAGAGCGGUCACAACAUUAUUCGCAUGUUCUUCUUGCACAUUCAGGUUAUCUACAAUAUUCUCAAUGUCAUCUUCUCCUGGUUCUCGCUCGCUUCCUACUAUCUCACCACAACUGUCAUCAUGGAUCUGGUCGGCACCCCAGUUGUCGCCUCCACCAGUGGUUCAGAACACCACGGCUGGCCUUUUGGUGACUCUGCCACCCCUAUUAUAAAUGCUCUGCUCAAGUAUCUGUACCUGGCCUUUGUUAUACUGCAGUUUAUCCUGGCAUUGGGUAAUCGACCAAAAGGUUCCAAAUUUACAUAUAUUGCCUCCUUCAUGGUAUUUGGUCUUAUUCAGGGAUACAUUUUGGUUCUUUCGGGAUACCUGGUGGCACGAGCGUUCCAGCAGCCCAUCACAGAGCAAAUCAAGCUGGACUCCAGUGAGGACUUCGUACGAAGUUUCUUCUCUGGUUCUAGUGCAGCUGGUGUGAUUCUCAUUGCACUAAUCACCAUUUAUGGUCUUUAUUUCCUGGCCUCGUUUCUUUACCUCGAUCCUUGGCACAUGUUUCACUCUUUCCCGUACUAUAUGCUUCUCAUGUCGACUUACAUCAACAUUCUCAUGGUCUACGCCUUCAACAAUUGGCACGACGUCUCUUGGGGUACCAAGGGCUCAGACAAGGCUGAGGCACUUCCAUCUGCGAAUGUUACCAAGAGUGAAAAGAACGAGGUCGUCGUUGAGGAAAUUGAAAAGGAACAAGAAGACAUCGACAGUCAAUUCGAGCAGACGGUUCGACGAGCUCUUGCACCCUUCAAGGAGGUGGAAGAAAUCGAGAAGAAGGAUGUGGAGGACUCUUAUAAGUCCUUCCGAACGGGUCUGGUCGUUUCUUGGCUCUUUUCAAACAUCUUGCUUGUUGUUGUAAUCACCAGCGACAACUUUAACUCGUUUGGUAUAGGAAAAUCGGCGUCUGUUCGUACGGCCAACUUCUUCAAGUUCUUGUUGUAUGCCACGGCUGCGCUGUCUAUUGUUCGAUUCAUUGGCUUCCUGUGGUUUUUGGGCAAGACGGGUCUAAUGUGCUGCUUCGCUCGCAGAUGA
Metarhizium brunneum ARSEF 3297 is the source of this 2763-nucleotide messenger RNA. It is a transcript of the gene chs-1, whose product is annotated as Chitin synthase 1. Gene Ontology annotation, molecular function: chitin synthase activity. Gene Ontology annotation, cellular component: cell periphery; cell septum. Lineage: Eukaryota; Fungi; Ascomycota; Sordariomycetes; Hypocreales; Clavicipitaceae. The record is from RefSeq and is a predicted model, not a curated record.